Molecule: messenger RNA, 1388 nt
Organism: Ochotona princeps (American pika)
Lineage: Eukaryota; Metazoa; Chordata; Mammalia; Lagomorpha; Ochotonidae
Product: histone-arginine methyltransferase CARM1-like
Exons: 13
Coding region: 1-1281 (426 amino acids)
Biological process (GO): peptidyl-arginine methylation
Molecular function (GO): protein-arginine N-methyltransferase activity
Source: RefSeq, a predicted model, not a curated record
AUGCCGUACACGCUGUCUGAAUGCGGAGCUAUCGUGUUAUAUGUAACGAAUCAGUCCAGUGAUGUGUUGGACAGCGUCUGCAUCUUCAAAUGCUUCCUCAAUAAGACUACGGAAUGCUGCCGUGUGGGUCGGGAGUCCUUUCUGAUCACUCUGGGAUCCAGCACUGCUUUGCUAAAGUUUGUGUCUCAAGCUGAAUUCAGUGCAUUUGCAAAUACCUUGAAAAGAUUCCAGAAUCAGAAAAAGAAGUGUUCUGUGUUCAGCCAGCGGACAGAAGAAGCAUCCGCAACACAAUACUUCCAGUUUUAUGGCUGCAUUUACCAGCAGCAGAACAUGAUGCAAGAUUUUGUGAGGACAGCCACCUACCACAGAGCCAUCCUCCAGAACCACGUGGACUUCAGAGACAAGGUUGUUCUUGAUGUGGGGUGUGGAUCAGGAAUCCUGUCAUUUUUUGCUGCACAGGCUGGAGCUAAGAGAGUCUAUGCAGUUGAGGCCAGCUCGAUAGCACAACAUGCACAGUUGCUAGUGAGGAAUAACCAGCUCUCACACAAGAUCAUUGUUCUGUCAGGAAAAAUCGAAGAAAUCUCACUUCCCGAGGAAGUAGAUGUGAUCAUUUCUGAACCAAUGGGAUACAUGCUGUUCAAUGAAAGGAUGCUGGAGAGCUAUCUUCAUUCAAAAAAAUGGUUAAAAGCGAAUGGAAAGAUGUUUCCGACAUUCGCCGACAUCCACUUGGCUCCCUUUUCUGAUGAGCAGCUCUACGCGGAACACUACUCCAGAGCCAACUUUUGGUACCAAAAAUGCUUCUACGGGAUCAACCUGUCCAGUCUCCAGGGUGCAGCAGUGGACGAAUACUUCAGACAACCUAUAAUAGAUACAUUUGAUGUUAAGAUUUUGAUGGCUUCGACGGUCAAAUACACAGUCAACUUUCUUAAUGCAAAAGAGGAAGAUCUACACAGAAUAGAAAUCCCCUUUAAAUUUCAAAUUCUGCAGUGUGGCCUCAUCCACGGCCUAGCCUUCUGGUUCGAUGCAGCCUUUAUUGGAUCCCAAAUGACGGUUUGGCUGUCCACAGCUCCAACGGAGCCCUUGACACACUGGCAUCAGGUGCGCUGCCUUCUUCAGACUCCUCUCUUUGCCAAGGAAGGGGAGACUCUGUCUGGGAGAGUGCUGCUUGUCGCCAAUAGGUGGCAGAGCUAUGACAUUCAAAUCGUGGCGCUGGUGAACCAGACAGGCUUGAAGUCUGAAAAUGUCCUUGAUUUAAAGAACCCAUUCUUGAGGUUUGCUUAGAAGACACUUGCCAGCCAAGCAAUAAAUCAGACCAAGGUCUGUCAAGCUCACCGACAUCCAAGUUCAUAUUUCAUAUUCUGUGCAUUCUGGACUUCAUACAACUAGAU